Molecule: messenger RNA, 1485 nt
Organism: Didymodactylos carnosus
Lineage: Eukaryota; Metazoa; Rotifera; Eurotatoria; Philodinida; Philodinidae
Source: the annotation of a GenBank genome assembly
AUGAUGCAGUAUUUCGUGCCAAUAAUGGUUACAUUAGCAAUAGCUAAUGCAGCAACUUCUGAUACAAAUUCACGACUUGAUAUUACAAUUUUUCCAUCUGAUGAUACAGCACUACCAUCUGACUCUAGAUUUGUUAUGAAACUACUCAACAACCAUCGCCGUACUUUAACAAAAAUUGGUACCAGAGGAGAGUUGCAUUCCGAGCAAUUAUCGAAGGCUUUUCAAUUAAAACAUUCUGAUAAAACGAGAUUACGUCCUACUGAUUUUGUUCCAGUUGAUAUUGUUGGAAACAGAAACAAUAAAGUGUUAUUUACAAAUGAUAAAGAAAACAAAAUUAAAUUAAAUGGCGAUAAACAAGUUCAAGUUGAUCUUAAAUCCAAAUCAAGUUCUGCGUACAAAACAGUUGAAAUCAACCCUGAUCUUCAGCCGAAAAAUAUUACUUAUGGGCACUUGCUACCUUUGAACACAUUGUGGCUGGCUGAAAUUGAACGAGAACAUUUUUUCACACACUUAUUAACACGGUUUAAUGAUGAUGCGAAAUAUGGAAAAAAAUCUCAUUAUAAACUCCAAUAUACACGAAAAAAUGGUCCGUAUAACUCCAAAUCAUCCAAUCCCAUUUUACAAGCAUUUAUGAAUGCAUAUAAUAAUCAUGAAGACUUAAUUCUAUCACCGGAUGAUAUAUGGUUAUUGAUUACCAUUAAUUAUGCAAAAUAUGUUAAUAGUAAUUCUGAACUACUUCGACAUUUUUUUGUUGAGCAUGAAGGCAAAAAAACGUUGACAGUGAUAGAAGACGUGUGUAAAGAUGAAAAUGAUUGGACAGAUUUUUUUGGUAACAUGAAGAAAGAAAUCGAAAAAGGAGUUAAAAAUAGCAGUAUUGUGAACACAUUGAUAUCAAAUUAUUCAACAACAACUCAAGUUGAAUCCAUUUUAUCUUUUGCCACAAUUAUGGAUACAUUUAAAAAUUAUUUUGAUUAUGGCAGAUUUAUACCGACAUGUGGUAUACGUCAGAUACAUUUUAUGGGUACCAUUGGUGAUUGGUAUCUGUUGAAAAGGAAAACAGAACAAAUACGAUCAUAUACUACAGUUAAUGAUAGUUUCUAUUUGUAUAUUGAGAAUUUGUUACCUAUUCUUGAAGAGUUUAUUCAAACAUAUCAGAAUAAUGUCAAUAUAUCAUUUUGGAACAUAGUGAUGAAUACAAGAAGGAUUAGAGCUGAUUACAUGUGCACCUCGGGUGAAGAGACACGAAUCAGUGGGUGGAUAUUGAAAUUAUUCUAUGAUGUGGAUAAAAAUGAUGAAGUAUUAGAAAAUAUUAAAUUAAACUCAAUUAAAGCUCCUGUUUUAGUCGAAAAUCGUUGUACAUGUCAGAAGAAAACAUGUUACGUUAUGGGAGGAUUUCACGGUGUCUAUUCAGAUGGACAUACACAUAAGCCAGUGAUGAGUUUACAAGUAAUUGAAGAUUUAUCAACAGUUGUGCAGAUAUGUUAG